Notechis scutatus (mainland tiger snake) is the source of this 4054-nucleotide messenger RNA. RefSeq names its product protein phosphatase targeting COQ7 (gene PPTC7). Gene Ontology annotation, biological process: protein dephosphorylation. Gene Ontology annotation, cellular component: mitochondrion. The record is from RefSeq and is a predicted model, not a curated record. Gene Ontology annotation, molecular function: protein serine/threonine phosphatase activity. Lineage: Eukaryota; Metazoa; Chordata; Lepidosauria; Squamata; Elapidae.
UCCCCUCCCCCCCGCAGCAUGUUCUCGGUGCUCUCGUACGGGCGGCUGGUGGCCCGCGCCGUCCUGGGGGGCCUCUCGCAGACCGACUCCCGCGACUACAGCCUGGUGACGGCCAGCUGCGGCUUCGGCAAGGACUUCCGCAAGGGCAUCCUGAAGAAGGGCAUGUGCUACGGCGACGACGCCUGCUUCGUGGCCCGGCACCGCACGGCCGAUGUGCUGGGCGUGGCAGACGGUGUCGGAGGCUGGCGAGACUACGGGGUCGACCCGUCUCAGUUCUCAGGGACUCUGAUGCGCACUUGUGAACGUUUGGUCAAGGAAGGACGGUUUGUGCCCAGCCACCCGGUGGGGAUCCUCACGGCAAGCUACUGUGAGCUGUUGCAGCAUAAGGCGCCCCUGCUCGGGAGCAGCACGGCCUGCAUCGUCGUCCUGGAUCGCAGCACCCGUCGCCUGCACACCGCCAACCUGGGCGAUUCCGGCUUCCUGGUGGUCCGGGGGGGCCGCGUGGUGCACCGCUCCGAUGAGCAGCAACACUAUUUCAAUACCCCCUUCCAGCUCUCCAUCGCCCCACCCGAAGCCGAGGGCGUGGUCUUCAGCGACAGCCCGGAUGCUGCUGACAGCAGCACCUUCGAUGUUCAGCUGGGGGACAUCAUCCUGACGGCCACAGAUGGGCUCUUUGACAACAUGCCGGACUACAUGAUCCUCCAGGAGCUGAAGAAACUAAAAAACUCAAAUUACGAAAGCAUCCAGCAGACGGCCAGCAGCAUCGCUGAGCAAGCCCACGAGCUGGCCUACGAUCCAAAUUACAUGUCUCCCUUUGCACAGUUCGCAUGUGACAAUGGACUGAAUGUAAGAGGUGGGAAACCCGAUGACAUCACUGUUCUUCUCUCUAUAGUAGCUGAAUACACAGACUGACCAGCUGUGACACUCUGCUUUUAAAGACUGGUAUGUCUCCAGCUGUUCUCAGCUUCACACGCACUAUUUUCCUGCGGGCAGGAAGUCUCUUCUCUUUCUCUGCAUCUGACCUCAGUGGCUAAUCACACCUUAGGCCCGUUGCCUGUUUUAAGAUGCAGCCAAGACCCCUGGCCCAAAAACCUCAGCUGGAGGACACCUGGGGACACCUCCAAGCAAGAAAUGAAGAAUUUUCAAUACUUGAAGCCUGUCUUUCAAAAUUGACUCAGAGUUAUCGCGUAGAAAGCGGGGUGGGGGAAGGGGGCUGAAGAGGGAAUAACCUUUUUACUUAUUACGGCUCUGAAGAAAAGGCGAGCAAACAAGAAUGUCAAAUUGGCUCUGCGUAGUUUUCAAACGAAUUCUGGGGAAGGGGUCUUUUUUGUUCGUUCCAAAAUCGGCAAACAGAACCUCCGAGAGGUCCUGAGAAAGGUAUUGCUGGAAAAAGGCCCAUUUCUCAACAGCGGCAGGUCAAUCCGUCCUUAACAUGUUGGAAAACUUGCGUUUGCCACUGAAUUCUCCAUAGGCUUUCCAAGUGCAGCGCUCGAUACAUUUUGACCUGGGUGACUUGAAAGUUGUGCUGGCUGGGGGGGGAUUCUGGGAGUUGAAGUCCGUCCAUCUUCAAGUCACCCAGGUUGAAAAAUAUUGGGUCUGUGUGAUGUUAGCCAGGAGCUUUUGUUACUCAAUUUGGAACGCACAACUCGUCUUGAAUUGUGGUGCGCAUGUGCGAGAGGGAGAGAGUUUGUGAAGGUGCUAAACUGUUAUUAUACCUGGCAUGGCCACACGGGGCCCUUUCGUAGCUCGAGUUUUUCUGCCAGAUCAUCGCCUAACUCUCUUCAGUUGCAGAGAAGCGUCGAGGGAGGUUGAACCCCGGUUCUGAGUUGGGGUCCCAACAGCAGCCGUCACGCUGCGCGAGCAAAACCCGAAUGGGCAGCAUUUGUGUUUGGGUGGUGGGUUUGGGUCCUCGAGAAAGUCCAUGUUUACAGGGCUCUAAUUGCUAAUUGGCAAUAUCAUAGAAUUGUAUUGUUAUUUCUUUUUUUUUGCAUCAACACACACUCAGUUCAAUUUUCUCAGUAGCUAUAAGUUCCCCUAGCCCGUUUUUCUAAGCUUGUGUUAAAAAAAAAAAACAGCUGUUUUUAUUUAUACAUAACGCCUAGAGGUAUGUAUAAAAAUCUCGGUCAGUUUUUCAUAAUGUUUUUUUUUUUUUGGUUGUUGUUUUUGCCUGUGGGAGAAACAAAAGUCCUUUGCAACAAAAAGCCAUGUUUUAUACAGCAAGUUGGGUCACAUUGAUGUUUAGUUGAUAAUCUCGGCGAGUAAAAGCAACCGUCCUUUUUUUAAAAAACAAACAAACAAAAACUCACAAAAAAGGGGUUUUUUUUACUGCCAGGUUUAUUCUGUUAAAACUGUACGUUUGAGGUUACCUCAGCCUGUUUUAAAUAUUAUUUUUUUGGUGGUUGUACUGUACAUUUGCAUAAUUGUCUCCGGCUUUUAUUUAUAAUUUAACAUGUACCGUGUACAUGUGGCUCGUUUCAAUGCAUCCUGCUUCUAACAGGCAUUUCAUUUGCGAUGAUAAGGGGCAAAAAAUAAUAACAAUAAUAAUAACUCAUUUUUUAGAAGCUGUUCCAAGCCGACUUUUCCAGGUUUCUUUUAAAUCACCUUUUUUUUUUCUUUUGUCCAGAUUGCCUUAACAACGUAGCUUGACAAAACUGAUCGGUUUGGGGGGGGGGGGGUACGGAUACAGGGUGGCAUACAGUGAAUGGAUGAAAAUGGCAUAGUAUUUAAAAAAAAAAACACGGCCCAUUAUAACGUUGUACAAACCAUUUCAACCCUCCUCCCCUCAUCCUAACCUGAACCAGCUGGACCUAAAUACCUUCUGCUAGAAAUUGUAUAUUAAUAGGUCUUUAUGCAACCCCUUUCCCGCUUCGUUGGAGGGGCAGGUAAGCUCUUAAUUGGGAAUUUGCAUUUUGCUGGUGCCAUCUCUUACUUGGAGCAAAACCCUGAGGAGCUACUGUCUCUCCCCACCGUUUUCCCCAUUGUCCUGGGCCUCCUAGAGGUCAUCAAGCAGGGGUUAUAUUCUCGCUGCCGUCUCCUUUAGCCUUUCUGCAAUUGUUGGCUGACUAGGAAGGGGGAAGGUGCUUUAAAACACUCUGGCUCGACCUUGGCAAGCUUUUUAAGAUGGGUGGACUUCGACUCCCAGAAUCCCCCUGCCAGCUGUGAGGAAUUCUGGGAGUUGAAGUCCACCCUUCUUAAAAAGCUUGCCAAGGUGGAGCCACUCUACUUUAGACAUAGCAAUGGGAUUCGUACGCCUUGGGGGCUUAUCCUUGGUUUUGUUUCCUUUAAAGCAAUUUCUACUCUUCGCGGUAUCUGUAAAGCCAUUUAUUUGUUCCUUAGGACCGUUUUUUUUUUUUUUAAAAAGCCAUGGUCAAAUUGAAUAUUUAAAACUUGCAUCCCCCCCCCCCACAUCCUUUCUCCCCUUUGGGACACCAAAGACCCCCGUGGAGUUUAUAAGCUUUCCGGCCAUCUGUUUUUUAAAAGCAAUACUGUACUAUAAAGUUCUAUUGCAUGCUUGAGAUCUCCCGCCCCCCCCCCCCUCCCCCCCCCCCCUUUUAAGAUGAGCCUUCCACCCCAAUAUACCUUGGUUUCUUCUUUAGGAACUUAAAAGCUGUCUGCGCACAAGAGUUUUUAUUUUUUUACAAAAAAGGAAAGAAGAAGAAACAACACCCACAAAGGAAAGGAAAAAGCGAGUGAUCUUCACGCCUGACCCUCCAAGCCGGGCUGCUUCUUACUUGGGGAGGCCAACUGGGGUUAGGAAUUGGCACAUUCCAUUUUCCUUUCUUAAAAUUGGGGAUACCUGGAUGGAGGAGAGAUGGACCCCAACCUUCUUUGGGGGGGGGCAUGUGUGAGAGAGACCCCUCUGGUUCGUGGGAGCAGGGGUCGGCCUUCUGAAAGUGCCUGCCAUUGCGGUGUCAGGUGCAACGAGGUAGGGAGGGGGCUCUCGUGCUCUUAAUGGGGGGGGGCGCUUGCAUCUUGGGCUCCGUUUUCUUUGGUGGCAGCAGUGGGAUCCAGAGCUGGGUUCCCCACCCGAUCUCUGUUGCAAAGAUCAAGUAGG